CUGUCUUGUUAUCGUAACUGCAUCCAAUUUAUCAAUUGUUCUGUAUGACCUUGGUGAAAGUUCAUCAGUUCGUGUUAUCACUUAUGAUGGUGGUUUUGGGCAAUCACUCUAUGUGUUUGAAGAUGGGACUAUAUACUGGGUCAUCUACAAUCCCUUCACUACCAGCUUUAUAAUUCUAUGCACAUCUAAAGAAGGAGUAACAAGAAAUCUAGGGAUCUGGUACAUUGGAGAAAUUUGUGUAGUGGUAGACCGAUUAUAUAUUUAUGUAUUGGAUAAAGACAACAACCGAAUUGAUAUUUAUUCCAGAAGAACAUUAAUGAAACUCUGGGAAUUACAUGUAAUACCUAAUGUCAAUGAGUUGAUCCUGGUAUUGGGUAAGUAAAUCACAGAAAUACAAUAAUAUAAUAAUAAAUAAUAAUAAUUUAUUAAUUUAUAAAGCGCUAAACACUAUAAAUAUUCUAAAGCGCUAUCAUUACAAAUUCAAAUAAAAUGUUAUAAAAUAUGAGAUGAUACCUAUAUAUACAUGUUUAAAAUUUACAAUUAUAUUUAAAGAUAAAAUGCCUUUUUAGAAAAGAAAGGUCUUAAGUCUGUUUUUAAAAGUUUCCACUGUUGAGGCCUCACGAAUGUCAGCAGGAAGUUCAUUCCACAAAAAAGGACCAGCCUUGGCAAAAGCUCUGUCGCCAAACGUUUUCCUCAUUGUCUUAGGAACUAUUAGCAAAUUUUGCUCAUUCGAGCGCAGGCUAUAGCAACAAAUAUGCUUAGGUGUCAGAAGGUCUGAAAUAUAAGGCGGUGCAUUAGCAUGAAGAGCCUUGUACACCAGCAACAAAAUCUUGAAACAUACCUAUACCAUACAAUACGAAUACCUUAUGAAUACCACCAAGUCACUUAUUGCGAGCGAAGAAAAUGCUUUGGUCGUUAAAUGAUGUAAUAAUGUCGUUUAAUAAUGUCAACUAAUCUACAGUGCGACAAAAUUAAUGUUUUAUGGACCAAACGUCUGUAUUUCCGAUACCUGUCCGCCAUACAUGAAAACCAUAAACCUUUUUGAAAAAUGCAUUUUCGAAUUUUAAUUUUAAAAUGCAGAUAUUGAUGAAUGUUGCUCCAAUAACACAUGUCACAUGAAUGCUACGUGUUCGGACACACCUGGAAGCUUCGUCUGUACUUGUAAUGAAGGCUUUGAGCCAAGUGGAGAUGAUUGCCUAGGUAAGUAUGUUAAAAUAAUAAUAUUAUUACUUGUCAAUUCGAACAGUUUAGAGAGAAACAAUCAUUCAGUAGUCAGAAUGUUCUCAAUGUUAUCUUAGUAUAUGCACACGUUAAAACAUUGAGUACUCAAAACGCCAUGUUUGUCGAAAUUGAAUUGAAAUUGUGGUUAGUUAGUACAAUCAUGCAGCAUAAUGGUUUUUAGUAAUAGGAAAAUUAAGUGAUCAACAUAUUUUUCCAGAACAAUCUGUCUAUAACGUAACUGAAUGCUUCCUGAUCUUUGCUUUGUAUGAGAAAUUUCUCAUCUGCGCGCGGUAUCAAAUAAUUUUUUUUAAGUUUUCUACGAACUUCUAAAACUUAUCACCUACUUUAUAUUUUUUCCCAUUUUAACCAACUUAAUUUAUUCGAUGCCGAAUUGUCAUUUGCACAAAGUGAUCCAAUUAUGAAAUUUUGAUUAAAUUUCAAGAAGGCUGAAGUAAACUAUCUGUAAACGAAUUUCUAAAGUCCAGAUUGUAAUCCUAGAUGGGGGAUGUUGUUGUUAUUAACACGUGUAAACGAAUUUCAAAAUCCAGUUAGUAAUCCUAAAUGGGGAUGUUAUUGAUAACUAACAUUCUACAUAUGUUUUGUGUUGAGUGAAACUAAAUACAAAUCCGCAACAUUUAGUAUAAUUCUUAUGAUCCCAUAUUCCCAUUAUCGUUGAAACUUUUGAAAUUCGCCUCGAUAUGGUCCACCAUCACGCUUGCUGAAGCCGACUGAUACCGCUAUUGAAUAAACUGCUUUCCGUAGCUCCAGAAAAAAGAUCUAGUGAGCUAUACUCUUUUACCGUUCAGUAAUAUCACUGGUGGGUCGUUAGAUCAAACGGUAAACUCGUUUCAUAAAUUAUUGUGUCAUCAGUGGGAUGUUGUUUGUUGUAGUAAUCGAACCCAUGUUACUGAGGUGUAACGAACAUGCACUAUUUCAGGUCUCAGAUUUUAAUUUUUUGUUUGCAUACUUUACUAGAUAUCAACGAAUGCGAUCGUGGUUCCUGUGAUCCAAAUGCAGACUGCGUAAACUCUCAGGGGUCAUUUUAUUGCACUUGUAUAUCUGGCUUUGUUGGAAAUGGACUUAACUGCACAGGUAAUGAAACAACAUGUGGCAUGAUGUUCUCUAGAAUUUUAAUAUCGAAGGACGAGCAUAUAGUAUGUACAUGUAAAUAUCAUAUUUUUUGGCACCUCAGUCGAUGCAUCUAAGUUCAAGGGUCUUGUAGAUGAUUUUUCCAUCAACAAACCUUUCAACUUAAGUUCAAUCCAGUGAGAUGUCAAAAAAAUCCUAACAUCUACCCAUAUACCUUUAGUAUAGCGAUAUUCACGAACUUGCGGUUAGAGAUCGACAAUUGGGCUCAGUUUGUUAUAUACCGUAGGGCUGCAGCGGCAUCACCCAGCCACAGGUUCGAUACUAUAUACAUGAAAUUUCCGUCUAGAGACCCUUAGCAAAACGUUAUUACAAAAUGGUGUUUCCUAUCCAUAUCACGUGUUUAAAAAAGUUUAAGAACCAAUUAAAUGACGAGAAUUUAAUGAUACACACUAUUUUAAAUAUACAUGAUUUAUACAGAGAUACAGAUAUUUCACAGCACACUCCCUAUAUCAGGGCUUUUCAGUGACUGGUUACAUUAUGAAUAGAUAGAUAGAACCGGACUGACGUGAAGCAGACCGAGGUAGACUUUGAGCUUACAAAUGGCGCUUGAGUAGCUGCCGCUAUUAGUCCAUACCUCAUUAAUAUUCUGCCUCCAGACCUAUGUGCCUAACCCACCCUGUCAACUUUCCCUGUGGGAGGAAACACGGAGUGCCCAGAGAAAACCCACGACUUUCGGUAGAGCGUUCACUUUUUACUUUUUUCACAUGAGGACUGGGUUUGAGUCACAUUGAGAAGUUCUCACUGAGAUUCGAACCGGCGACCUUAGAGGUGAAAGGCAAGUGCGCUAACCACUUGGUUAUAUAUCGUGUUUUUUUUUAGAAACCUGUGAAGAUGAAAUAUUAUUCUAUUCUACGUCAUCAGAGAUCAUCUCAAAUUCCUCAGUUAGCAUUCCUACUGCAGAUAAUAAUAUAUUAGGAUAUGACAAAUACAACCGAAGAUUGUUGUAUUAUGAUGAUACUGAGAACCUAUACAGUGUUGGUUUGAAUGGUUUGAAUUCGACAGUUCUAAUCAAUAAAGCAAAUAUUGCAGAGUUUGCAUAUGACGGUGAACGUGGUGUUCUAUACUACCUGAAUAGUAGAACAUUAAAAAUUAACUCAGUCAAUAUCAGCAGUGGAGAAGAUGCCCCAGUUCAAGCUUUGGAUUCUCUUUCUGGUAUAAGAGGCGUGGAGAUGGACACAAAAAAUCGGUAAUUGUCCACUAUUUGUAUAUUUAUUUGCUAUAUAGAUUUGAAGCGCCGUAAUACGGACCCACAAAAUUAAAUCGUAGCCAAGCGUAGCGUGUUUCUUUGUUUCCUGAGAACCAGAGUGGAACACUACGCUAAUAACUUCGACAGAAAAGAAAAUGCUACGAUACGUUACGUUACAUUACUAUACGGUCGAAGUGGAGAACUGGCCUUAGAGAUGUGUCCGGUUUAUAGAGGACACUUCAUGAUCACUUGACCGUUUUCAGUAUUCAAUAAAGAAAGUAGAAACAGGCUAUACGCUUUAAUCCAUAGAUUGGGUUUUUAUGCUAUCACAAAUGCGAUUCUGGAUUGUAUAUGUCAAUUACAUAAUACAGUGUAGUAAUCCUUUUUAUGGAAAAGAAACACUCAGGAUAACAGUAGAUAGGAUUCUCCAACGAAGAGCCUUCGCUUAAAACGAUGAAGUUCUGCUUCAAUCUAUUUUUUAAGUACUUGCAUCUUUCUCAAUUCGCAGCUUUAGAAACAACCAGUAUUUUAUCGAACUGCAAACAGAAAAUUGUACAAAAUACAUAGUACACAUGCAAUUAUUACGCCCAUUAUCACCACACCAGGUUUAUUAAUGACAAGGUUAUGUUUUUUAGCGUAUUUUCCUGCAUGAAGCUGAGAUUAUUUGUCAUUUAGACCAUACUGUACGUGAGGAAAGUGCUUGAAUUUGAAAAUGUUGUCUGCACAUACGAAACGUUCUACAUACUGUAUUAACGAAUGCUUUAGAGAAGUUUCUUGGCACAUUGGCUUUAUUCCUUUAUUUUGAAAUAUUUAUAGAUACCUAGUGAUUGCAAAAUCAUCCGAACCUCCUAUUGUUAGACUUGAUAUUACAUCAUUUGAGACGCAAAGAAUAAAUUUUGAUGGUUCCGCUCAAGCAUUGUCUUUUGAUCAAGAUAAUGAGGUCGUGUACUGGGUCAAUUUCGUCGUUUCUACAGAAAAAUACAAUCUGACAAGAUCAUCUUACACUGGUCAAACAGUGGCUCUUAAUAUCAGUUAUGAUGGAGAAAUUGAUCUGGCGCAAGACUACAUGCAUCUGUACGUGUUGGACAAAGAAAAUAAUAGAAUUGACAAAUAUAACAAACGGACAUGGGUAAAAAUAAAUGUUUUCAAUAUCAAUGAUGGACCACAAAGAUUAAUCGUAGCAUUUGGUGAGUAGCUAGCUGCCGUUCCAAUUAGUGCACGAAAAUAUUUGAAUACUAAUGGAUUAAGGUUGCCCUGUGUCUCGCCUACAUUGGCAAUUGUGGGCCUGUUGAUCAACACACUGAUGAACAACGAGCACUUCAAGCUACCUGCGCAUCACCACUUUAAAUACACAAAAUGCGCCAGCAACAAUAUAGCUUUUUUCAACCAUUAUCCGUCUCCAUUAAAUAUAACAAUAAGCUAAGGACCAAGAAGCUUUACAAAUUUUCUGACCAUGCAGGUACAUUAACUGUGGUAUUGCGAAGGUUUUCAUUCUUUUCUUGUCUUUUCAGAUUACGAUGAAUGUUGUGUGGGAACAUACUGCCCAGAAAUGCUGUCCACGUGUUCAAACACGCCUAGUAGCUUUGAAUGCAUGUGCAUCGAAGGAUAUUUUCGUAAUGGAACCAUCUGUCAAGGUAAACACUUAAAAACACAGCACAGUAGAGUUCCUAAAGUUCAUUAACUAUAGACAGCAUUCUGCAGAGACACUCAAAUCCUCUGCCAAUAAAAGUAGCAGCCUGAAAUAGGACAACGACAAGGAUGCAUUGUGAAACUGAUAUCCUUCACCAAUGAUAGCGAUAAAUGUCUCAUUUAAUGUUCAUCUAAAUUCAUCAAAAUGUGGUGAAUUUAUCCUUAGCGCGUGGCCAUUACCUCCACACAUUUUGUUUUCUAAACCGUUUUGAGUUGUGCCGCUGGCAGAGAAUCAAGAACAACAAACAACAAACAACAACCUCCUAACGAAAUGAUUAGAAUUUCUUCUUACAUUGUUGCAGUAAACCUUCUCGAAUGUUAUCCCAGCUUACUACUUGUUCGGCUAAUCGCUUUUUAUACUUAAUAUUUACAAUUAUGAAAAUUGUGAACUGUUACGAUUUCUAGUCCAUGUUGUGAGGCAGAGCCUUGAAUAGACUGAUUAUAACUGCUAUAGAGUUGUAAAAUAAGAGUUCAAUUUAAAACAUCUACUUUUGUUUGUAUAUAAAUUAUGUAAGAGAAAAAAAUCCAAAUCGGUGUUGUAAAUAACUAUUAUCAAAAUUUACUUUUUGUUUUGUUUUAGAUAUCAUUGACUGUGAUGACGAGUCUCCGUGUCACGUGAAUGCCACAUGUAAUGAUAUUCCUGGAUCAUAUGAAUGCAACUGUCCAGAUGGUCUCACUGGCAAUGGCACAUAUUGUGAAGGUAUUGACGGUAUAUUUAUAAAUAUAACUUCUUCAAAUCACAUUUAAAUUGGGUGUGAAGUUUUAUCCUUCCGUACACCAUUAUGUCUGCAAUGCUAUUAUUACCGUUUUUUUUAAACUAAACUAACUUAGUUUAUACUACAGGUAGUUCUCCAUAAAUAAACUGAUUUAUAAAAGUGGUUUGAAAUGAGCAGCCCAUGAAACGGUUUCUUGAGAUUUCCUUAUUGUAAGUUCUCGGUUUUCUCAUUUAUUCAAGAAACUAUCAUAUAAAUAUUGCAACCUUUGUGAUGAAUGUUUUGUUCUGGCAGAAAUAUCCGAAUAAUUAUAGUAACCCUCGUGCAUAACCCUUUGUAUAUUUGCCUGUUCGUAGAAGCAGACUUAUGGCACCGCGAUAGUGUAAAUUUCACAGUAAAAUUUUUAUGGGUGUUUUUUGAUGUUCUAAGACAUUAAUGAAUGUAUGGUUGGAGGUUUCUGUCAUGACAAUGCGACAUGUGACAAUACUUAUGGAUCAUACAGUUGUGAAUGUUACGGAGGUUUCACUGGAGAUGGAAAGAACUGUACAGGUAUUUAG
Molecule: messenger RNA, 6515 nt
Organism: Paramuricea clavata
Lineage: Eukaryota; Metazoa; Cnidaria; Anthozoa; Malacalcyonacea; Plexauridae
Source: the annotation of a GenBank genome assembly